Messenger RNA from Thecamonas trahens ATCC 50062, 745 nucleotides. RefSeq names its product sorting nexin. Lineage: Eukaryota; Apusomonadida; Apusomonadidae. Gene Ontology annotation, cellular component: endosome. Bases 17 to 691 code for a protein of 224 amino acids. The record is from RefSeq and is a predicted model, not a curated record. Gene Ontology annotation, molecular function: phosphatidylinositol binding. The transcript has 2 exons.
CGCAUAUUCUGCAGACAUGAGCGAGGACGACCCGUUUGCGCCAGCAUCCCCUCCGCCUACCUCUGCCCAGCAGCAGGCUGAGGGUGAUGACGGUGAUGCCCAGGGUGCCGAGGAGACGACCGAUAGCUCGUCCAAGAAGAAGGACCUCAGCCCCGAGGAGCGUGAGGCCCGCCGGAAGCGGAAGGAGGCCAAGCGGAAGAAGAAGCAAGAGGACAAGCGGAAGCGCGAGAUCAUUGUGAGCAAGGAGUCGUCGGCGUAUGGCCACUUUCAGUCUGUGCAGCCGGAGCCGAGCAAGAAGCUCUCGACGCUGCACACGACUGCGUACAUUGCGCCCGAGCAGUCGCGGUUCUUUGACGCUGCGGUGGACGAUCCGGUGAAGCAUGGCGAUGGGUUUUCGGCGUACACAACGUACCGGACCCGGGUCAAGUCGUCGGAUCCCGAGUUUGCACCGAUGGUCGACAUCCGGCUGCGAUACUCGGACUUUCACAACCUGCGGACGCAGCUCGUCGAGGCCCACCCGACGAUGCUGGUGCCCAACUUGCCGCCGAAGCAAAUAUUCGGACGGUUCAACCCCAAGUUUGUGGAGAAGCGCGCGCUCGGCCUGACCAAGUUCCUCAACCUCGUUGUCUCGCACGCUGUCUUUGGCAAGUCGCCGCAUCUCAUCGACAUGUUCAAGCUCAACCGCUCGUGAUCGAUGCUGGCUCACGGCUGUGUACUUUGUGGUAAACACGAGUUGCCUCUGCAA